Messenger RNA from Protopolystoma xenopodis, 564 nucleotides. The record is from the annotation of a GenBank genome assembly. NCBI's taxonomy places the organism in Eukaryota, Metazoa, Platyhelminthes, Monogenea, Polystomatidea, Polystomatidae.
AUGGAUCAGCAAUGCGCCCCCAUUGAUUCUUCAGCCCACUUGAGAUCGAUUGCGCCGCCGGGUCAACCCAAUUCCUCUUCAUCACCCGGACACCAGCGUAGUCUCAAACAUCGUGUUCCACCUAUGCUCGACUCGGCGCAUUCCACUGUUGUUCCACUUCUUUAUCAGCCUCACCAAGAAUGUUGUACUCCCUCUAAUCCUCCUUUCUCCUCCCCUCAUCCCCUUCAACAUCCUCUAUCAUCUAGUCCUUCUCUGUCUCCUUGCCCUUCAUAUCUGCAUGCCUCUCCAACCUCUUGGCCGCCCUCAAGCAUUUCUUGUCUUGGAUCAACUGAAAAAUCGCCGCUUUCUAGAGCUUUCCCAUUAUCUGACCCAUUGUCUCCGGUCUCACCUGUGACACUCUCUUGCCAAGGCCACUUGGCCCAGGUGGGCAAGUUGGACAAUAGGAACGCAAGAUCCCCAAGUGGCAGAAGGACAAGCGGCUCGAUCUUGGCCUCGGGUGAUUACCGGAACAGAAUUCCCCUGUCAACCAGCGACGAAUCAUCCAGACUCAAUCCCGGUAGGUGA